AUGCUUCAGCAUACCCUAGAAAGCAACAAAGCGCUGGCUCAGACAUAUAUGGAAGAGGCUGAUUUGAUUUAUAUGGGACUUGGGGAAGACGAUCGGAGAGAAAUUGAUGACAAGCUCCACAUAGAAAAGCGCCUGUUGCCACACACCGACACUUCUCGAGCACCAGGUUUCAACGAAGAGCAAUUACAGAGCGAGGAAGAUCGACUCAUCCUUGAGCAGAAGAUUCUCAAUGCAAAGAGGCAACACUUGAGGACCCAACAAGAUGACCAGGUGCCAGGUAGCCAAAGCCCUAGCGACUUCAAGAUUAUUGCUAGGCCGCAUAUGCUCGAAGGCAAGAAGAUGACCAUUUCCUUCCAGGAUGUUCGCAAUCCGUCGGAAAAACGGGAGAUGAGCUAUCAGCUUAACACCUCAGAGGAUGUGGUAAAGGGGCCCGAAAUCUUUGACGGUUAUCAGAUUGAGCCACAGGGAUCUGGAAAGGAAAUGAAGGCGGUCAAAAUCAACCAGGAUACGUUUUCAGAUACGAGAGAACAGAGGUAUAGUGGAGUUGAGGACUCGAUCCAGGACGGACCGUUGGAGAAACUCAACAAAGCCAGAAGGAUUCUUUGCCUUCUUGAAGGGGAGCUGGAGCUGGAGCUGGUAAAGGCUACCGAGAACAGCUCAUCGGGAAAGGGAGACGAAGCUGCGAACCAACGAAAAUUUCUGCGCACUGCUAUUGAGGACCAGAGGAAAGAAAUCCAGACGAUAGAGCAACAAAUCAAGGCAGAGCAGCCAGUUCAUCUUACAAGGAACGACCCAUCCGCAUCCACAUCUACUAAGCCUGAUGAAGCUGCUCCUCGCAGCGAACAUGACAGAACCACAUCAAAAAACGAUGACGUCCCGACAUCGAAAGAAGUAAAAAAGAAGCAGGAGCGUCGGUCCACUCGUAGUGAGCCCAGAGGUCGAAGCCAAACCCCGGAAAGCGAUGCAACUGGAUCCAGCGCGGAGGAUGUGGAGGGCGACGACAACUCUGUCUAA
This is a messenger RNA of Daldinia caldariorum, 1014 nucleotides long. RefSeq lists its product as uncharacterized. Bases 1 to 1014 code for a protein of 337 amino acids. The record is from RefSeq and is a predicted model, not a curated record. Lineage: Eukaryota; Fungi; Ascomycota; Sordariomycetes; Xylariales; Hypoxylaceae. The transcript has 2 exons.